Staurois parvus is the source of this 327-nucleotide messenger RNA. Lineage: Eukaryota; Metazoa; Chordata; Amphibia; Anura; Ranidae. The record is from the annotation of a GenBank genome assembly.
ACAGGGGCGGACUGACAACUCAUGGGGCCCCCGGGCAAUAGGGAUCAUGGGGCCCCUGUGUCCUUUCCCAAACUCAAAAAAGCCUAUGAAAAAGGUACCAGGGGCAUCUCAUGGGGCCCCCUACUGACCCCGGGCCCUCAGGCAGUGCCUGAGUUUUCAAAUGGUCAGUCCACCCCUGGACCUGUAUACCUGCAUAGUUCUGCAGCAUCAGGCUCAGUCUUUCUAGGGACUUCAUCCCCCACACGUCUUUGCUCCUCCUAGCCAUACAUCAGUCUUUUUUUUUUUUGAACAAAAAAAAUUAUUUUAUUUUCACAUCCACACAUUUGA